UUUGCCUCGAUCCGCGCACGACAAAAUGGCCGACCAUAGAAACCAAAUUAACCAAUUACUAGAAGAAGUCCAAAGAUUGCAAGGCUGCAUUAACAAAAUCCAAGAAUCGUCUAUAUCACAAAUAACGAGACUAGAAGAACAGCUCGAUCAGAAACGACAACAAAUUGCACGACUAGAAAACAGGCUAGACUCACAGAAGGACUACGAUGACCUUAAGAGACAGAUGACGAUAUUAAAGUCGGAUCUGGCUAACAAUCCAGACUGCAAAAGUAUCGAAUUGUUUCUGGAAAACACCAAAUUACAAGGGCAGGAGUUGAAGGAGAAGAAUCAGGCAGGAGAUAGUGAAGAUGGUUCCUUGGUGAUCAAAGGCAGUACGUCCUUGUCGGAGACCAACAAUGCAACGGAGAAAAGCAGUACGACUUCAACACCUCAACCGAUGGACAGUACAGGGUACCAGAGUCCUCACGAAAAUUUGGUAGUUGUUAACGGGAACCCGAAAAGUCCUCACGAGGACAACAACAAUCACCAUGUUAGCAAUAACAACAUUCCCUUGGUCGCGACGACUUUUGUGAAUAACUUCCUGCGAUCGGAGGAUACGCUCAAGAGUCCGUAUAGGUUUGAUGAGCAUCGAUCACCGUUUAAGUUUGCAGAAGAUUUGGGGAUGGCACCUGGAUCUAUGGUAGGACGGUUGGGGGAAAGUUUGAUUCCCAAAGGGGAUCCUAUGGAGGCUAGGCUGCAAGAGAUGCUGAGAUAUAACAUGGACAAAUAUGCUUCUCAAAAUUUAGACACUCUGAACAUAGCCCGACGUGUUCGCGAGCUACUUUCAAUUCAUAACAUAGGCCAAAGACUGUUUGCCAAAUACAUCCUCGGGUUGUCCCAAGGUACUGUAUCCGAACUACUGUCCAAACCCAAACCGUGGGACAAAUUGACUGAAAAAGGACGGGACAGUUAUAGAAAAAUGCAUGCGUGGGCCUGUGAUGAAAACGCUAUCAUGCUGCUUAAGAGUCUUAUACCAAAAAAAG
This is a messenger RNA of Sitophilus oryzae (rice weevil), 1022 nucleotides long. Its product is annotated as homeobox protein cut-like 1. The transcript is spliced from 4 exons. The annotation marks the transcript as partial. The record is from RefSeq and is a predicted model, not a curated record. NCBI's taxonomy places the organism in Eukaryota, Metazoa, Arthropoda, Insecta, Coleoptera, Curculionidae. Gene Ontology annotation, molecular function: DNA binding.